ACAACUUCUCACUGUCAUCAUAGUUGUUGAGCAUCUCAUCAAUCAAAGCUAGUUAUUGAAAUCCACCAAAAUACAUCGGAUCUCAGUUCUAUCCAUCAUGCUUUCUAACAUAAGUGAGUGUUUUUUGAGUGCAUAACAUAAACCAAGCUAAACGUGAUUUUGUAGUGAAAAUCAGUGAACAUACUUAGACAUUGCUCGCCGCCAGCCACACGACCACAUACGGACGGGUUUGCUCAGUACACAAACUAGGACUCGUCCCCACCAACUCACAAAUUCAAACGGGUCAAGAACAGGCGCUGGAUUUGCUGCGUCAACUGCAGCGACUGAGCAUCGAUUUGGACAUCCUGACCAAAACCCGCAUCGGCAUGACGGUGAACGAGCUGCGCAAGUGCAGCAAGGACGACGAAGUGAUCAACCUAGCCAAGACGCUGAUCAAAAGCUGGAAGCGCUUCCUGGCCGCGACGACCUCCUCGAAGGACUCGUCCAAGUCUUCGAGCAAGACGUCGUCGUCGUCGAGCAAGAGCAGCGCCUCUGGCGGCAGCAGCACCAGCCACAGUGGCAGGCAUGAUCACAGCAAGAGAGAUCAUCACCGCAAGGAAAGGGAUGAUAAGAAACGUGGGCGGUCCCGUAGUCCGCAACGUGCGAGCAACACGACCGACACGGUUCGGCUCAAGUGUCGCGAGAUGUUGGCCCACGCGCUACAAGUCGAGGGUGAGCAACCGGAAGGGUGCCAACCGCCGGAGGAACUCGGCGAGGAGCUGGAGGAGGCCAUCUUCGCGGAGAUUAAAAAUACCGACUUUCGGUACAAGAAUCGCGUUCGGUCGCGGGUGGCCAACUUGAAGGAUCCGAAAAAUCCUAGCCUGAGAGCGAACUUUGUCAGCGGUGCCAUCACUGCCGAGCGGUUGGCCAAAAUGACGCCGGAGGAGAUGGCCAGCGACGAGAUGAAGAACCUGCGCGAUCGGUUUGUGAAGGAGGCGAUCAACGACGCCCAGCUGGCGACGAACCAGGGCACCAAGACGGACCUGCUCAAGUGCGGCAAGUGUAAGAAGCGCAACUGCACGUACAACCAGCUGCAGACGCGAAGCGCUGAUGAACCGAUGACGACGUUUGUGCUGUGCAACGAGUGCGGCAAUCGCUGGAAGUUCUGCUAAGGGCGAGAGCAAGUUUUGGAAAAGCAUGAUGGUUCUGAUCAAUUCCAUUUUGACGAUUAUGUACAUUUCAGGAGAUCUUCAACGAGUUAAAAAUUCUCGGAUCGUAGCGGUUUGGAAUUGAAUUGUGCCAUUAAAGAAAACAGAUAACAAAGAGUUGCCUGCUGUUGAAUUGUUUGUUGAAAUAAAUAUUUUAUAGUUGU
This is a messenger RNA of Culex pipiens pallens (northern house mosquito), 1351 nucleotides long. It is a transcript of the gene TfIIS, whose product is annotated as transcription elongation factor S-II. Gene Ontology annotation, cellular component: nucleus. Gene Ontology annotation, molecular function: zinc ion binding; nucleic acid binding. Bases 366 to 1151 code for a protein of 261 amino acids. NCBI's taxonomy places the organism in Eukaryota, Metazoa, Arthropoda, Insecta, Diptera, Culicidae. The record is from RefSeq and is a predicted model, not a curated record. Gene Ontology annotation, biological process: transcription elongation by RNA polymerase II; DNA-templated transcription. The transcript has 2 exons.